AAAACGUAGGUAGGGGAAACGCUUGGCGCUGUCGAGUCUGCCGCGAGAGCCUCGAGAUGUUCCGCCAAGCAUUCAAUGCAUCACCAAAGCUCGGCAGUGACGGACGUGUACCGCGGUUCGUCGUUCGUUCGUUCGCAAGUUACGGUGCUGUGUAUGUGUGUUGCAAUUUUAUAGUGCGCGCCAUAGUUUAUGAAUCCUGCUCGAACGGCGUAAGAGAAAGAAGAACAAACGAGAGUCAGUGAUCCUCGGAGCGGAGUGGUCACAGCGGGUGGAAAGAUCGCUCUGUCCGGUACAGACACACAAACAGCCCGUUCUACCGGAAACGUAGCGUGCAGAGCAGAGCGAAUAUGGCGUCCAGCAGCGAUCGUCAACCGGUGACCGAGCGUGGCGUGUCGGUUUAAAGCGUGUGCCCGGAUCCGUUCCAGUUGCAUUGUUGGUUCCGUGUCGGUGAUGUCUGUGAUUACGCAUUGACGCAAAGUGACGCGUUGUUUCCGUGGGCUCCACCGUGUGUUCGGUGCGCUGUGUUUUGUUUUGUUUGCAAUCCCGAUCAAACACCUCAUUUCAAGCGUGACGGUGAAAUUUUGCUGGUGGAGUGAUUUCGUAUGCACGCGAGUACGCGAGUGAACGCGAAGGUGAAAUCAAGCACAAAGUGUCGUCCCCCUUAUUAAUGCGUCGUGUUUUGUGGCUGAUUUAAUACCCAAACAAGGCCUCGAAGCUGUCGUGUGCUAGUGAAAUUGUGCUGCACAGUUGGAUCCGUUGUACCAGCAGUAGAGCGUCCCAAACGGGCAAAGUGUGGCUAUCAACAACGGAAGAUGAAAUUCUAUACGGUCAUGCAAAAAGUCAGCGGUAAAUUCUAGCCCGCACAGCACCCAUCCUACCAUUCUGCAGCGUGCUAUUUCCUCUUGGACAUCAUCAGCGCCGGGGCUUGUUUUGUUUGUUCGCACUGUGCAGACGUCAUCAUUAGCGUUUUGAUUGCGCUGCCUUAGAAUGGUGGACUACUGUAAUACCCGUACGCCCGCCUCGACCGGGGCCACCAUUGCGACCGCACUACCUUCCACCUUUCGGGCGGGAAAACCGCGUCCGACGCGCGAAAAGUCUACACUGCACAAAUCGUUGGGCGAAGGAGCGGAUGCGGGACAGCAGGGGCGUGUGCGGACGGUGCGGCUCGUACGACCACACCAUGGCUACAACCAUCGAAACCUACCGAUCACGGGCAGUAACUUUGGCUUUUCAAUUCGCGGCGGACUGGAGUAUGGUACCGGAUUCUUCGUCUCGGCGAUAGAACGUGACUCCGAGGCAGACCGGCAAGGAUUGAAGGUUGGUGAUCAGAUAAUACGUGUGAACGGCUAUCAGGUGGAGGAUGCAGUUCAUCGAGAGUUGGCACAGUUCAUCGCCAACCAGGAGCGACUCAUCAUGAAAGUGCGCGGACUGGGCAUCUUGCCGAUCAAAGAACGUACAGCAGAUCCUCUCACUUGGCACGUGGUAUCAUUUGGCGUUUCGCGCGACAAACAGGAUGCACUUCUGCUAGAGGAACCGUGUGGUGGGCGUGAUCUGAAGGUGAUCCUAUCCGUUGCACCCCGGACCAAGCUGGGGUGUGGUAUUUGCAAAGGACCCGAAUGGAAACCGGGCAUAUUCGUGCAGUUCACUAAAGAAGGGGGCGUAGCGCGAGAGGCCGGACUACGGCCGGGCGAUCAGAUUCUUUCCUGCAACGGGCACAGCUUCGCCGAAGCAUCCUUUGGUGAGGCGGUGGCGGUUAUGAAAUCCUCUCACGUGCUGGAACUGGUGGUGCGACCGAGCGCUGGUUUGGAUCUGUUCCCGGGUGAAUCAAGCGGCUACAACAGUUCCGCGAGCAGUGUCAAUGGGGAUCAGAGUCCUUGCUGGGGAGAUCAAACUUCCAAGCGGUUAAGCAUCGUCCGUGAAGAGUCUAUCUCGCACGAUCGACGUCGACUGGGAGCGGUACCAGCGGUACUGGAACAUCCAACCGGCACUGAUAGCCAAUCUGCUGCACCACCUCCACCACCACCACAACCCCGAACCAGUCAGGAAUCACAACAACAACAGGUGCCCCAGCAGUCAAGGGGCACAUUGGCCGGACCGACACGCAAGAAGAACACCACCAUCAUCGAGUUCUCCGAGCGAGGUGCGAUCGUGAACCCUGAAGCGAAACAGAGUGAAACGAAAACGAUCAUUGUCGAGGUGCACCGGAGCGCAUCGGCCGGCUCGAUGGUGGACGAUGAGUCAGGCGGUGGGACUGCGGCGGGCGCGAUCAUUCCACCUCCUCCGCCCCUGUUCGCGGAUACUGUAGCGUCCAGUUCGCAACCAACGACAAACUCGACCACGGUCUCUAGCACCUCAACUCCGGAACAAGCGUCCACGGCAGCUGCAGUCGCCGCAGCCGCAGCACACAGCUUGAGCAAUGCUAUAUCUGACGAACUUCGUCGGCGGGCUCAGAAGAAAGCAACCCCGGGGGGAAUGGAUCCCGCUACCGGACCGGCGGCAGCACUGACCGAGCUAGAGAACCGACUGAAGGAGAAGAAUGUACGGUUGCGCCCGGUAACGAUGGCCAUAUCUGACGAACGGCACACGGCACUGAUGGACGAGUUCCGAGCCGUACAUAAGCGAAUGUUCAAGAAUGGAUUCGACAACGCGGAAUUGAAGAAACAAACUACAAAACCAACCGCUAACAAUGCGGACCAGAACCAUCCCACCCACGGGGACACCGGUGGCAAUGGUACGAGAAAAUCACCCAAAGGAACGAUGGGUCGUGUAGCUGCGUCCGAGAUGGCGAAAGCGAGCGGUGACAGUGCCGAGCUGGAAUCGAUCGAAUCGUUCAAGCUGAACAAUCCGCAGCCUCCGCCGGUGCGCCCACCGUCCUACUACUUCUGUCCGCAGGCCACCGGUCCGCCGACAAUGAAGAAAUCCCAAAAACCGAUCGCCGUCACGAUCAGCGAGUAUGCGACGAGUGCGGCACGCACGGAAGAAUCAACCAAAUCGACACGGUUCGAUUUUGGGCAACUUCGUUCGGCGACGGACGCGAUUGCCGGCGGUGUUGGCCCGGUGGCUGGCAUGAAGGACGCUUCCCCGAACCGACAACGUCACGCACCGAUGACGUAAAUGCAGUCCCGCUGGCUUUACGGCUUCCCGUGUGGAAGCAAACGCAUGUAACGACCAAAUAAGAUUUGAAUGAAAGUUGGAAAGAAAUAUGUCGCAGCUUUACGAUAACGUUACGAUAACAGAGCGACCCAUCGAGUCAAAACGCUGCACGCUGCAUGGUUCAUCAUAAGGUUCAUUGCUUUUUUGUUUGUUUAUGGUGAUACAAUAUGUAAAAUAUGUAUUGUAAAUUGUUGGUAAGUGAUCCAAUGUAAUUGAUCGAUUAUUAAAUGUGAUUGUGGAUAUAGAAAGUGCGA
This is a messenger RNA of Anopheles moucheti, 3407 nucleotides long. RefSeq lists its product as uncharacterized. Gene Ontology annotation, biological process: rhabdomere development. NCBI's taxonomy places the organism in Eukaryota, Metazoa, Arthropoda, Insecta, Diptera, Culicidae. The transcript is spliced from 5 exons. Gene Ontology annotation, cellular component: plasma membrane; stereocilium tip; cilium. The coding region runs from base 988 to 3114 and encodes 708 amino acids. The record is from RefSeq and is a predicted model, not a curated record. Gene Ontology annotation, molecular function: protein binding.